AUGUCUUCUUUCAAAGCCAGAGAUCAAUUAUUCGAAGAAAAUAUCACCUCGGAAGAAAAGCAGCAUCAGAAUUUUCUUCCGAAAGUGUACAGUUUUGUGAUUGAUUCGAUGAUAAAUAUAAUAAAUCAAAAAUAUAGCACUGAAAGCACAUGAAGAACUCAAUUGGCAACUGAAAUAUCAAUAAGUAUCAUUAUGACGAUUCAAACCAUUUCAAUUUUCUGAAAUUCCCAGAUGAGUAUGAGCAAUUGAGAUAAUUACUCCUGAUUUUGGAAUUAUUUAUGAAUUCUGUCCUUCGAUAAUUAUUGUGUCGAGUUCGGCAUUUUUUCUAGCUGCUUUACAGUCCUCUCAGUAAUUAUACAUUUUCCAAUUAAAGCUGCAAUUUUAUUCGGUAUUUUGAGACAUUCGAAAAAGAAAACUCCCUGGCUCAUAGGAUGGCUUGCAAGAAAAGUUUUGACUCUUUUAGCGACUAUUGCUUUUAUUCCAAGCCUCACCAUUUUCUUUGUGGUAUUUAAAUAUUCAACUUUUCAUGCUACAGAUGUUAAGGAGUACUAUAACUCGCACAUAAGUGAUUUCGAUUAUGGGCCUAUCGGAGCAAUAAUUAGCAUCUUUUCGAUCCUUGCCUUGAUUUUAUCUGCACUAUCAGAAGUACUGUUUACGGCUGAUAUACGCCACCAGAAUUUCAACAAAAAUUUAAAAGCCAGGUCAAACUCUGUAAUUGAUUUGCUUUUUGUGAUUUUUUGCUCUAUUGAGUGUGGCUUGUAUGUUUUGGUGGGAGAAAAUAAUUAUCCUUAUUACAUAGUAACGGUACUUUUUAUGAGCUCUAUAAUAUUAAUAAAGUUGUUCAAAUUUUUACCUUACUACAACUUAUUGGAAAAUUUAAUAGUUUGUGGCAAACUCUCAGCAAUUUCAACUAUCGCUUUCAUAUUUUUAUUUGGAUACUCCCUCGACGACGCAGGGGUUCUCACAAUUAUGGUUUUCUUUGUCCCUGCCCUUAUAAUCGCUUUUGCAAUUCACUUUAUGCGUGUGAAAUAUCUCACCCUAGCAAAAAGAACCAUUAGUUUUUCUGACCAAUUCUCCUUUGAGCAUUCAAUCAGGCAUAACUUAAUAAACAAAAAUCUUGAAAAUAAAUCAUCAAUAACUGAUGUAUUUUCGAAAUGCUAUGAUAGUAAAAGCUUUAAAAAAAAUGAGCUCUUUGUGUUCUGGGAGGUGAAUUUUUGCCUUGAUGUAAUUGAAGACGAAAGAUUGGGGAGAGUAAAACUGACCAAAAUUAGGUUUUUAAAGCCAAGCUUAGAAGGGAACAUACAAAAGGCCAGGAUGUUCAAAAGACUAGCAGAAGAGCAUUCUGCAUAUCUUCCUGAAGUGGAAUAUUUGGAAUAUCUUCUCCUUCUUAAUGAAGCUAAAGAAAAAGAUGAAGAAAUUUGUUAUAGCCUGCUAGAUUUGUGGGAUGAAAUUGUGAGGAAAAAUGCAAAUGAAGAGAAGCUUAUGAGAAUCACAAGAAAGGUGUCAGACUUGGCCCAGAACAUCAGAGAAGUAUAUGGAUCUCUGAUAACAAAAAACAAAUACUCAGAAGUUUAUGAAUUAUAUGGAUCCUUUUUGGAUAAUAUUUUAGGCGAAUCUGAAGAAGGCAGCUCAAUAUUGAAGAGAAAAAAAAGGUUUGGCGCCCUUGACUCUAUGCUUGGCUAUCGUCGAAAACUAGGAGACUAUGACGAAAAUUCAGGGAUUAUGCUGAUAUCUGCUAAUUCUGACUCAUUUGGUUCAAUUGCCUACAUCAACGAAAAAGGUGGACAGAUAUUAAAAGUUUCGCAGGCUGAAAUCAUUGGCACUAACUUAGCGAAUUUCAUUCCCAAGCCUUACUCUACUACCAACAACCAGCAGAUGAAAAAAUACUUGUCCACAUGCAACGACACGUUUGUUAAGCAUCCAUCCUUCUUGUUUCUCCUGGAUCAUGAUGGUUAUCUAUUCGAAUGCAGUAUCCUUAUUAAGUUGACAGCAUUCCAAAAUGAUGCCUAUUUUAUUACUUCAUUUUCUCCUUGCAGCUACAAACGAAGCAUUAUUCUCCUCUCUGAUUCUGGAGAAAUCCAUGCAUUUUCUCAGCUCAUCCCUCACUUCUUUGGAGUCCGCAGUGAGCAGCUGCAAAACAGAGAUAUUUCUCAAUUCAUCCCUGGGCUUCAGAUAUCAAGCAUGUUUCUGUAUGAUCCUUGAAUUAUUGAGCUAAAUGAUAAGGAGUUUGCACUUAUACACAUCACAAAGAAAAUAAGGAAAGUCAUCCUCCAUGCUCUUUUAGUGGUGAAUGACCCAAAAGAAAUUGAAAUCUGGAGCAAUGGACAGGCAGCUGAGCAAACUGACCAUUUAAAUAAAAUCUUAAAGACUGAUACAUCUUUGUCUAUAAUUGACCAGACACCAAGCGGGAACUAUGAAAGAAUCCAUAUUCAGUUUGCCAAAGAAAUAUUGAGCUCAAUCAGUCAUGACGAGAGACUUGGAAGCAUUGCAAUGUCUGGGAACGAAAAUGUAGGGCUUCUAGAGGAAGAAGAAAAAUCUGUUUCACAAAAUCAAAGCAAUGUCUCACAAUCCAUUGCUUCAACCAAUAGUAUUUCAUAGUUAGAACUCGCUUUUGCUUAUAUUCAAAAGACUGAACGGGCAAUCAAAGUAUUUCAGCUUGUUCUAUUUUUUACUGUAUUUUCUAUACAGAUUUUUUCCAUGAUUGCUACGAAUGCUGGAAUUUUAGUUUACAUUGUGGACGAUGUGUCACAUACUAAUGAACUUGAGACGUUUUCAAAUCUUGGGGAGGCUUUAUUCUAUAUCGGCGACAUAGCGGGAAUUAUUAAAUCUAUUAACCUCGAACUUACUUAUGGAGUUUAUAAUUUAACAAGUGAUCUUGAAUACUUGGAAAAAGUCACUCAAGAUCUUUUAAGCUUGCAAAACACUCUUUUGGACGAUCUUCCUAAAUGAAGAUAUUGUGAUAGCUCAGAUAUUGUAAUUAAUGAUAUUAUACCAGUUUGGGAAUUUGAUGGAAAGCCACAUCUGAGCUACCGUAACCUCUACGACACAUUUACAUUAUUUAUCGAAAAUGUAUUAUAUUAGAUUAAAUUAAUGGUUGAUAUUAUACUCAUACUUCUGCAAAGCUAAGGUGCAAAGGUAUAUAGACUUAUACUUUAUUUAGAACUUUGAUCUGUAUACCGAUCAGAACGAUCAGGAUCACCCUAGAACAUUACUAGUAUGUCUCAGCUUCAUAGUUACAGACUUGCAGUACGAAUCCCAUCCUCCAGGGUCCUCUUCGGUUGAUGCAGGUGGCACAUGCAGGCCUGCGCUACUAGAGUAGGUAGGCUGAGACUACUCUCCACCUACUCCAUCUAUGGCUUCACUAAUUCUUCUCCAGCCCCCGUCGAAGCUUGAAUCCAGGCUCCUUCUGAGGCCUAUUUCAAAAGUCCUUCUUGAGAAAAUGGAAACCCCAGAGCGACGUCUGCAGUAGCAGGAGGUGUGCAAACCCCGUAGGAGAUGUUAAAAGUUAUAGAUAAUAUAAGAUGUAAGACUCUACUCCAGCCACUUUGUCUUGACCCUCAGCAGGGCGCCUGCUACCAUGUGUUGCAGUAGGAAAAAAACCCUUUUAAAGGGGCAAAACCACCUGCAGAGGGAUAGAAGAGGCAUUAAGAGCGUCAAGGUCUUUUUGUUCUGAAAGGUAAUUUUAUUGUGCUAUGAAUAAUUUUUAUUGGGUUAAACUAAUUUGCAACAUUUAAAGAAAAAGCUCAUUUAAAUCUAUAAAAUUUAAUAAAAUUAGUUAUAAUAAUUUUUAAUUAUAUAACUAGCAGAUUUUUUAUAUUAAAAGCAUUUCCUCGCUCUUAAAGGACUAAUUUUUCAAAGUGCGUGUUUUGCUUGCUCUUAAAGCCUUAUCAGAUUGCUCUCUAAGAUAACUUCUCUACUUCCUUACCACCUUUCCUUUUAACUGAAUCAUUUCAAAUAAGAAAAAGCUUAACAGCUUCAGCAAUUUUCAUAGGUCUUCUAACAUUCUGAGCAGUAAGUCGCUUUGAGCCAGCUUUGCCUAGGUUUUGCUACCAAAAAGAUCUUAAAGUAACGAACCUAAGGAAACAGUCGCCCCAAGGUUACCCCUACCAUUUGAUCGCCCCUAUACCAAAAAUAAUACCUGGAUAUACAUAAAGUUAUCUCAGCUGUGAAGAUUAGUUUCUUGCUGCCACAUUUUUGUAUACUAUUGAAAAUGUAAUAUUUAUUUAGAAUCAAGAUAUAAUAAAGCACGCACAGACGAAAUCCUCAAUUAAUAGCGAAAUGCAAUGAUUAGUUAUCAAUAGCUUAACUUUUUCCUAUGACCAUAUAAAGUCUGCUCUAAGCGGAUUAGUAAAUUGUGAAAGUGUGAGGAUAAAGGAAAACGGAGCCGUUAUAAAUGCUUUGCUUAUAUUAGGGAUUCUAGUCUUGGGUGUUUGCUUUCUAGUUCUUCUAUACUUUAUUAUCGUUUUAAAAAUCAUUUAUGAAAAAUUUUGGGAAUUUAUUAGAAAGGCAGCGAUAUCUGCUUACUUUACCCUUAAGCAAGCGUCCUUGGACAGGCUCUCAGGAGUUCAUGGGACUGAUUUGUCUUUUGAUAACAACAGCAAUAUAAAAUCCAUGCAGAAUCAAGACUCCCACAUCAAGUCAAAAACUGUUUUAAAGUUCAGCUGAAGGCUCUUUUUUUUUGCCUCAAUAUCACUAGCAUACUAUCUGCUGAUCUAUUUAUAUUUAUAUGAAAAUUGCCAAAAAUACAUGAUAAAUCGACCAAAAUUACUUCAAAAUUUCAACUCUCGAAGGGCUUUGCUUUCCCGAAUUUCCUUUUACGCCAGAGAGAGAACGAGACCAUCACUUAAUCAGCUAUAUCCAAGCACGUAUGCAUUUCCGAAUUCCAAUAUUGGUCUUCAGACCUCGAUUAAGGAAUAUCAAGAAGAAUAUUCCAGAGUGAAAAAAGAAGGUUUGAAAGAACUGAUGAGUGAGACCUUGAAAAUACGUCUUUAUGAAGAAAUUAGUGGUUCUGAUGAUAUUUCUAGGUUUGGUGUUGGAAGUGCAGCAGAGGUUAAGUUAAAAAGGCUAGAGCUUAUGUUUAUGCCUCUCCCAAUACAAAAAGACGCUAUGGGCUAACUCCUGGGAGGUCAAUAUUUUAGAAAUAGAUCUGCUCUGGUCUUUGAUGCUAUCUCAUUAUCAGACAUAGCUUAGAAAUGUACGGCUUCUGCCUCGAUGACUGGAGCUCUAGCUAGGGAUAAACUUCAUAGCUAGCAUCGACACCGACUCUACAAUUGUCGAUUUCAGAUUUUUCUCCAAGGGUGGAAGCUUUUUCCCAAAAUCCCAUCGAGAAGAAACAAAGUCUUGAUUGCCAGGCAAAACUCAAACACAAAUGUCCAGUACUGACAUCUCUUCCUGCUCGUUUGGCUUUAGGCCGUAGCAAGAUCCCCAACUCUAAAUAUUUGCGGAAAGCUUGGAAGUGCAGCACAGAGUAUAAUUUUUGAUUCUUCCUAUUUAUCAGGUCCCACUGAGAUAUAUGCCUUUAUAAGAAACAUUAGCUCAUUACAACAGACGAUGUCAGAUGCAUUUACUCUUAUUAAUUCAAGUUCUAAAGAUGUUGUUGCAAAUCAGCUAGAUCUGAUCAUUUAUAUUACUAUUGCCUUCUCUAUUGGGCUAGCUCUUCUAUAUCUAUUAUACUACUUGCCCUUCUUAAGCUUUGAGAAAAAGAAAUUAAAGCAAGCACGAAUUUUGCCUCCUAUGAUACCUAAAUCAUUGGUUUCUGACAAAAGAUAA
Messenger RNA from Blepharisma stoltei, 5769 nucleotides. Lineage: Eukaryota; Ciliophora; Heterotrichea; Heterotrichida; Blepharismidae. The record is from the annotation of a GenBank genome assembly.